Molecule: messenger RNA, 1611 nt
Organism: Punctularia strigosozonata HHB-11173 SS5
Lineage: Eukaryota; Fungi; Basidiomycota; Agaricomycetes; Corticiales; Punctulariaceae
Exons: 11
Coding region: 386-1324 (312 amino acids)
Biological process (GO): protein folding
Cellular component (GO): endoplasmic reticulum membrane
Source: RefSeq, a predicted model, not a curated record
UCUGCGUGUCGUGCUCGGCGUCUCUGAUUGGCUACGGGCGUUGGCGCGCGCACGCCUCGAGGCGAGGCCAGGGUUCGUAUAUCGUCGCCGGCGUCGUGGGCACGCUCCUCCUCGUCUGGCCAUUGUACCACCACAUCCGCGUCCUCCUCGUCAAGUCACGCUCAGUUACGCCCGUUACCGUCUACGUUACGCCGUGAAACAUCUGAGACCAAGAAGCGCGGUCGCACGCCCGUCGGCCAGCCGGUGAUCUCCCUCGCGAUCACGCCCCCACCGAACGACCAGAAAAGCCCCGGGCCUCGUCCGCCACGACGGAUCUGAACCCGGUGACAGCCCUUGCUUGUUCCGUCGCCUGUCGCCCACUUCCCUCGCGAGGCUGUUUGUCGCCAUGACCCGCUUUGGCGACUUUGCCCCGCUGUGCCACCAGCUACCGUCUUAUCCGUGGUGUAAUCUGUUCUAUCGACAGUUGGAACACAAGAACUCUACUGCACUCGUUGGCGACUCCACCUUGUCCAACCGCCCCGCCGCACCCGUCGGCAUCAACCCCGAAUGUGGCAUACCCCGCCUCGGACAUGACAGCAGCAUAGGCAACGUGGCGAAUAUAGUCGCGUGCGCCGUGAGCAUCGUCUUCGUGCUCGCGCUGAUAUUGGGCGCGCAUAGGCGAAGAGCCGCCGUCGGCCGCGUCGAGAUCCGAUAUUUCUUCGUGCUCUACCUCCUCACCCUCCCCUUCCAGCUCAUCAGCACCGGCUCCCUCCUCGAACAGGGCACGACCAGUUUAACGGUCAUCACCGCCAUCCACGCCGGCCUCGUCGCGGCCACGUUUUGGGCGUUGCUGGCCAACGGCAUCGUCGCGACGCAGGUGGUCGAGGACGGGACGAUCAGCUCGAUGAUCCCGUUCCACUUCUUCGUUUUGGCGUUCUUCGUCGCAACAACCUAUAUCUCGCUGGACACCGCAUUCAACUGGACAUCAGCCUUCGCGCCGUCCAGGCAGGAUCCGGCUUCCUUACACAACAUCGCGCUCUUCGUCCUUACCAAUAUAUGGCCCGCCGUUGCGGCCAUCGUCUACUUCGCGCUGAUGCUGUACAUCGUGCUCGGGGUCCUCAACGAAGUCCGCCCGAUGUGGUUCUUCUCCCUAGCCUUCAUCCUCUUCGUGCUCAGCCAACUGGACUACUACCUGUUGAACAAGGUCAUCUGUAAAGGCGCAAACCAUAAGGUUGACGGUUCGUUCGUCGCGACGCUUCUCGAGACCGCCGCCGUCGGUGUGAUAUACCUCGCUUGGAGAAGUAUCACAGAGGAAUCGUGGGAUGACGAUUACUACGGACGGUAGUCGGAUUCCUCCCGCCGAAAACGACAAUCUAGACUUUGAUGUUCCGUCUCCCGUUUUGGUGUCCACUUUACGCAAGCUCCCGUUCACGUCUCCCUAUUAUCCUCCACGUCUCUCCGAUUCCCCUGCAGCAAUCUGGGAUGGUUGCAUGCUUACGUUCAUUUGGAUUUUCUUUCGUACACAUUCCGUCCCCAUGUACCACCAGUUCACUGUUCACUAUUGCUAUAGCUCUAUUGACACGAGUAGCGCGUCCUCUGUUUUGCCGUUAUCCCGUUGACCUUUGAUAUAAU